Messenger RNA from Haliotis rubra (blacklip abalone), 3991 nucleotides. RefSeq lists its product as uncharacterized. NCBI's taxonomy places the organism in Eukaryota, Metazoa, Mollusca, Gastropoda, Lepetellida, Haliotidae. The transcript has 7 exons. The record is from RefSeq and is a predicted model, not a curated record. Bases 903 to 2735 code for a protein of 610 amino acids.
GUCCAAAGGUCAAGGUCUUUACAUGACACAGAUGUGACGACAAUGUGAUAAGGGCUAACUGACACACUGUAGCUCAGGUUAUGCUGUUCGCACUUGCCUUCAAACACACCUGUGCGCCAGUCAUGUCAGGUGGAAGGUUUUUCGACAUGCGAUACUCGGAUGUGUGCAAAUAGACAUGGCUUCUAAACGAGGAAGAGGACGUGGCCAGAAACAACAGGAGUCCCUAGAGGCAGAACAGACUACCUCGACCCCGCUGUAUUCUCCGUAUUCAGGAUGCAGAGAAGACGGGUCGCACCCAGAUUCAUUUGACUCGGGUAGUCCUGAAAGUAUCGAGGUAGAUGCUGUUAAUUCUCGUGACAAUAGUGGUGAAACACACGGUCCUUCUCACGAAAGGAGUAGGAACGUCAGCUGUAGAGGAGAGAAGAUGGGUGUGACGCUGAAGACGUCACUGAAAUGUGUUGUGUGCGCCGACAACGCAAGCGGACAAUACUUUGGUGCCACUGUAUGUUUGCCAUGCAAGAGCUUUUACAUACGCUGUACGAAAGAAGGGGAACCGGUCUUUUCCAGUAAAUGUCAUGGCAACUGUGACGUCACGAAACAAGCUCGGAUUCGAUGUCAAUCCUGUCGAUACCAAAAGUGUCUAAAAGCUGGAAUGACAAGAAGAGAAAAACCGGAGAGAAUCGAACCUGAAGAGGGUCAGUAUUUGUGUCUUGGUGUGUGGAGAUCUGGCCAAUGGCAUACAUUUUGGAGUUUACACAUGCGAGGGUUGUAAGAAAUUCUUUCGACGCGGUCUUGUGGAGAAUAGAACCUAUCAAUGCAAGGGUGACAACUCAUGUGUCAUAAAUCCUCGAAGCCGAAACACAUGCAGGUCAUGCCGGUACCGGAAGUGCCUCAGCGUUGGAAUGUCACGUGACGCUAUUAAGAUGGGUAGACCUAAAAAGAAGGACCUGGACUGCUGCAGAGUAGAAGGAACAAGUCCCCCUAUUGGAUACCCAACAAGUAUAGGCGAAACUGAGGAGAUCCUAUUUUUACACUCAAAUGAAAGUGCUUCUAGUGACGAGAUUGAGAUGCUGGAGAUAAAGGUCCGACCAAAUCCUCCUGCUUCAGCAUCUCCUCCCAACUACACUUUGCCCACAAACGAAGAUUCGGCUGUUGAUGAACCAGGAACCCGUCCGAAACCCACUCCCACAGGGAUGAAUGGUUCUGAUGUCUUGAGGACAAAAUACACACUGCAACAGAUGAUCACAAGCUUGCCAAGGGACAAGCUGUCACUUAAAUCCUUAAGCUCCCUCUACAUUCCACCUCAGACAUCUUCAACUAUUACAAGUACAUCUGAAUACAGUACAUAUGAAGAUGGGGAAGAAGAUUAUAAACAUCCGUUUCAAACCGAGCCGGACGAUGCACAGGGUGACUACAAAUUGGAAGGAGCCUCCGCUUUCCCAGCGGAAUCUAAAUGUCCCGGUCAGGGCAGUCCAUCGACAACUUCUACUGGUUAUGAAGCUUCAGUGACAGACCCGUCAGCACUUUACUCCAUGUCCAGUGAUGAAAUCGAUUCAAUGUUAAAACUUUUGGAAGACUUCGAGAGGCCAUCCACCCCGCUCAGCUUUCGUCGCAAAAGCAACAGCAGCAUGGAAGAUAACGGGGGUAAACGACGAAAACCGGAAGUUGGUCACAACUAUGAUGUUUAUAGUGGAAGCUUUACACACGCUAUGUUUGAGAAGUUUCGUAAGACCACAAGCAAUUCUCCGUCAUCUUGGCAGCAAGGAAAACAAUAUCAUUCCACGGGGAAUCAGCGUGUUUUUGAACAGGAUUUUGAGGGUAAUAAUAGCACCGUCACAUCGCCAAUGACAUCUUCUUGUGGUCAGGAGAUAAGGAAUUAUUUACCGUCCCAGACUACAGAAGAUGAAACAUACUCUGUGACUCAGCCUCCAUCAAACGAAUAUUCCACAGGUAGUGCAACAGUGGACAAUUCAGCAGACGUCCCCUCGAUUCCAAGGUCCCAACAGCACCCCACAAACACUCGCGCACUUUCUCUUUAUGGUCAAGAUUGCAGCUGCAAGUGUUGGAACAAACACAAGACUAGAAACAAAGGGACAUCCAAGGACAGUGGCACCUCAAAUCAUAGAAAGGUUCCUUUGAAAGGCGACGUAACUUCUGCCUCGCUGCCAAACGCUGUAAAGACUCGGGAUGUUUACGAACAACACGAGGAGAACCAGUCCUUCUCGGAAAUUAGCAAAGCGUUUGAGGUUCUUUACGAUAGAGCAUAUGACAAUAAGACAAUAUCAGAGUGGUCAAGGAGGGCUAAAAACUAUAGUAUGUCAACUGAUUCCGAUUCGGAGUCUGAUGUGGAGUGUACUUGUAAAUGUAUUCAAGUCACAGGACUAUGUUUGUGUCAAGGGCCACCACAACAGCCUGGUAAUGUUUCCAAAGACACAUAUAAGUCUGCAGUACCAUCCUCUGUGGCAGGUGUAUGGAACACACAGGUGUUUGAUUCUAUCUCACCUUAUCUCUUAAUGAAAUACUGGAAGCAAAUCCCCGAAUUCAUGGACCCAGCAGCCAUAACUGAUGUACAACAAAAGAUAAUGCAAAACCUGCUAGAUUCCUAUUUGAACUACAUCAAUAAUGCAGACAUGAAAGCCACAAACCAAAUGCAUUCGUCAUCAGAGAUCAGUGUGUUACUUGGAGAUUCGAGACAGCCAGCAAACAUGUCGGACGACCGGAUGUCCCGUGCUUAGCCCUUAGAAAGCAAGAAUGCCAUCCAGAUGGGGUUGCCGACGGAGACGUCGGACCAUGCAGCCAACCGGGGAUUCAGGAGGGCGUGGCUUAAAACAAAAUUUAAGUUUCGUCCCUUCCAGCGUCUGCUGCAAUUUGCAUUCUGCCUGGACACUUGCUUCAACAUUAAUACAAGACCAACCGAAGCGAUUGUCCAUAAGUUCAAUUCUGUUGGAAAGUUCAGUGCUAACCUUCCGAAGUGAUCCCGUGUUUAGUACUUACCUUUCUAAGUGACUCGCCACAACAUCAGUGCUUACUAUCCGACGUGACUGACCACAAUUAUAGUGCUUACCAUCCGAAGUGAUGAUUUCAUUUCCUGACAAGGGAUAAUUCACAAGUUAAGUGCUAACCAUGAGCAGUGAGUGUCCAUAAGGACAGUUCUCACUUACCUUGGACAACUGCUCACGCAUUACGCCCCCUAACAUCUGAUACAAUUGCCCACAAGUCAUCCUUUGCGAUUACGUACAAAUUCAUCAUCCGAAGUGAUUUUCCACAUGUACAGUUUCUGACAGUCCGAAAUGAUUUCUCAUAAAAUCAACACCUAUUCAUCCAAAAUGACUGUUCGUACAUGCCUGAUUUUUCUAAACAAAUGACAAACGAUUUUUCUACGAAUGGAAAAUGAAUUAUCUUCUUAGAAUUAUACCGAACACGUAAUUAUUUUCAUCACACAAUUUCCCCGUACUUCACCAUGCAUCCGAAUCAAAAAGGAUAACCUGAAAUGGUUACUGCCUCUAGGCAAACUUUACAUCCUGCAGGAUGCAACACCAGUUGCACUAGUUUAGCAUAUUCCUUUUGUAUUGUUUUAAAACGUUAUGCCUUAUCAUGACAGCAAACGCGUGCUAGUCAACCAUCCUGAAAAAGUAACUACAUUGUUUCCUGGCAUACCCUUUUUUUACUCGGACGUUUUUUAAGCUGAACAUGAUAUGUGACAUCAAGUUUUACAAACUUGUUCAACAGUGGUUUAAUGAAUUGUGAUAUAGACUUCUUGCGCCUCGUCGCUAACAUCUGCCUUAUAGUGAAAGCAAUUCAGGAUGCACUCGAAAGAUUGUAUUUUAGUGGUUGUUGUAAUGGGUGUCGAAAUUUGAAAAUGUAUAUUUUUAAAAUAGCAUGUCCGUAUAUCUGUUUCAACUGGCUCACUGACAACCGUGCUGGACAAUGACUGUGUUACAAGAUCAUGUACGUUGUUGUUUGUUUGAAGUGAAUUAAAUGACUCACAUUG